AUGUGCAGUGGAAAUGAGUCUACAAUUAGAGAGUGUGGAGGAAGACCUGGUGUCUGUAAUGUUGGAUAUUAUCAUCAUGUGAUCUGUUCAGAGUCUGUGCAGCUUGUGGAUGGAGAUGGUCUCUGCUCUGGGAGACUGGAGGUGAAGUCCAAUCAGUCCUGGGCCUCAGUGUGUGAAGCUGACUUUGACCAGCAGGAUGCAGAGGUAGUCUGUGGGGAGCUUGGCUGUGGGGCUCCUGCAGCUCUACAGGGGGGGCUCUAUGGAGAAGGUGGGGGUCAGACCUGGGAUAAAGAGUUCCAGUGUAAAGGCAAUGAGUCCCUUCUCCUGGACUGUGACACCUCAGACAGAAAAAACAACACCUGCCUACCUGGUAAUGCUGUUGGACUCACCUGCUCAGAGCCUGAUGAUGUGAGGCUGGUGGGAGGAGGCAGUCGCUGUGCUGGUGGAGUGGAGCGGUACAACCAGGGAGAGUGGAGGACUCUGGGAGGUGAUUACGGGAACAAGGAGGCUGUAGCUGCAGUAGUGUGUAGACAGCUGGGUUGUGGCUCCACUGUUUCAUUACUAGCUGGAAACACCACUGGAGGGAUUGGAGUUCGUUGUUCUGGGUCUGAGCCUUCACUGAGGGAGUGUGGGACAUCGUUUUUAACUUAUUAUGUCGUUCCUGGAUUCACAGUGAUCUGCUCAGAUGACUCCCACCAAGGGAACUACAGCUGUGUUUAUGACAAUUAUGUUUUCUCUCAUAACUUCUCCUCUGAAAGUGAGCUCCUCAACCUCACCGUCACAGCCUCUCCUCUGCCAGCCUUCAUCAUCAGACACGUUGUAGUGCUGCUGAUCCUACUGACAGCCAUCACCACCAUCUACCUGUACUACAAGACCACCAGGAGGCAGAAGAGAGUGAACAGGGUGAGCAGCAUGGAUCUUUAUGUUGAUGCCAAUGCCAUGGAGAUGGUCUCUCUGAGCUCCAGAGCUGAAGCUGGACCGGGAGAGGAGAGAGCAGCCCAGGGGACUGAGUAGGAGUAGAAUGAUGCUGACCCUACAUGCUGAUCUUAGGUCAGUUUUGUGUUUUAAAUCUAUGGUCAGCAGUGGACUGGUGUUUAAAAUGUGGUGACAAACCUUAAGUGGUUCUAAUUUUAA
Messenger RNA from Coregonus clupeaformis (lake whitefish), 1134 nucleotides. RefSeq names its product scavenger receptor cysteine-rich type 1 protein M130-like. The coding region runs from base 1 to 1014 and encodes 337 amino acids. NCBI's taxonomy places the organism in Eukaryota, Metazoa, Chordata, Actinopteri, Salmoniformes, Salmonidae. The transcript has 6 exons. The record is from RefSeq and is a predicted model, not a curated record. Gene Ontology annotation, cellular component: membrane.